Messenger RNA from Scomber japonicus (chub mackerel), 1570 nucleotides. RefSeq names its product Ras-related GTP binding A (gene rraga). Gene Ontology annotation, biological process: cellular response to amino acid stimulus; positive regulation of TOR signaling; cellular response to starvation. Lineage: Eukaryota; Metazoa; Chordata; Actinopteri; Scombriformes; Scombridae. Bases 167 to 1114 code for a protein of 315 amino acids. Gene Ontology annotation, molecular function: GTPase activity; GTP binding. Gene Ontology annotation, cellular component: Gtr1-Gtr2 GTPase complex; nucleus; lysosome. The record is from RefSeq and is a predicted model, not a curated record. The transcript has 10 exons.
GCUCAUCAUGUGACUUUGGCGUAAACAGGAAGCAGCUGAUUCUGACUUCACUGCCUGUUUCUACCAACUGAAGGAGAGGAAGAGGAGAGCUGCUACAGACACACACACUGUAGUCAUCUGACCUGCAGCUCAGAGAAAUACUCCACAUCGUGUCUGCUGAGGGGGGAUGUCAAGCACAGCAAUGAAGAAAAAGGUGUUACUGAUGGGCAAAAGUGGGUCUGGAAAGACUAGUAUGAGAUCAAUCAUCUUUGCCAAUUACAUAGCUCGAGACACACGUCGCCUUGGAGCUACAAUUGAUGUGGAGCACUCCCACGUACGAUUUCUUGGCAAUCUGGUUCUAAACCUGUGGGACUGUGGAGGGCAGGACACAUUCAUGGAGAACUACUUCACCAGCCAGAGGGAUAACAUUUUCAGAAAUGUAGAGGUGCUUAUUUAUGUUUUCGACGUCGAGAGCCGUGAGCUGGAGAAAGACAUGCAUUACUACCAGUCGUGUCUAGAGGCCAUCCUGCAGAACUCUCCUGAUGCUAAAGUGUUCUGCCUCGUGCACAAAAUGGAUCUGGUGCAGGAAGACCAGAGAGAUUUGAUCUUUAAGGAGCGUGAAGAAGAUCUGAAGAGACUGUCCAGACCUUUGGCCUGCACAUGUUUCCGGACAUCAAUCUGGGACGAAACCCUGUAUAAGGCCUGGUCUAGCAUAGUGUACCAGCUCAUCCCAAACGUCCAGCAGCUGGAGACAAACCUGAGAAAUUUUGCGCAGAUCAUAGAAGCAGAUGAAGUUCUUCUGUUCGAGAGAGCCACUUUCCUGGUGAUCUCCCACUAUCAGUGCAAAGAGCAGCGUGAUGCUCACCGAUUUGAGAAGAUCAGUAACAUUAUCAAGCAGUUCAAACUCAGCUGUAGUAAACUUGCAGCCUCCUUCCAAAGCAUGGAAGUGAGGAACUCCAACUUUGCGGCCUUCAUCGACGUCUUCACCUCCAACACAUAUGUUAUGGUCAUCAUGUCCGACCCGUCCAUCCCAUCUGCAGCCACUCUCAUCAAUAUCCGCAAUGCUAGGAAACACUUUGAGAAGUUGGAGCGGGUGGAUGGACCUAAGCACAGCCUGCACAUGCGAAUGCGCUAGACAGUGUGUUCAUGCCAGUGGAUCCUCUCAGCCAAUCAGUCCACAGACCGCAGACGGCAUGUUGCGGUCCAGCUCUGAUACAUAUGAGCAGCCCUGCACCGUUUCCUCUAUAUCUUCACAUUCAAUCACAGUUAUUAAGGGAAAAUCAUAUUUUCUUUGGUCUAAUUUCUACAGUGAUCAUAAAUAUCACGAACAGUGAUGCUUUCUGUUUGAAAUAUUUGUCCUGACUUGAGGUAUUAAAGUAAAAUGAUUAGCUGUGUUUACUAUGAAAUGGUGGCUACGUUUGCUGUCACACUUUGUCAUAUACACAAGAGACAUUCACUCCUCGCAGUGAAUCCCAGUGAUCGGGGGAUCUUAAGUCCAAAUGAAAAGCGACAGAUACAGUUUGAUUUUCAAAUGCAGUUUGUAAGCUGUUACACUUUGAAAGUACAAACAAUAUAGUUAUAUUCACAAAUA